UUUCAACAUCACAUCAGCACUACAUUUUCAAUAAUUGUUAAUUUUAUGCAUUUUUAGGUGCAAUAAGUAAUUUUCAACAUAAUUGGAUUACUUUAAACAUCAAUUACGUUGGCAUAGAUCCGUAAGCAGCGACGAUUUUAGUCAUUUUAAUAUCAAUUCUAUAAACCAUGGAGUAAAAUAUAUUAUCUACUUGAUACACCGGGAUGAGUCAUCCAAUUCCACAGGAAAUCCAAAACACAAGGAACUCCGAAGAUAAGCUGGAUUUGUAUGACUUGAUUGGGGGUAGUUGGCCCCCUGCACCUCGGCCACCAGAGCACCCUGAGUAUGGGUCAGUGCCUAGCAGACGCACUAUGCAGCAUUCAUCCCCACAUGAACGAGUGAAGUCUGUAAAUAUCAUUAAUCACCUGGCUCCAGAAAAAAGAAGAAUUAAACCCACAACUGCAAAUACUGCAUCUACAAGUUCUGAGGAAAGGCCAAAAAGCAAAAUGGUGCAUGAGCCAAAGAAAAUUGAAACUGGAAUUCUUGUUGAUGUGUGUAGCGGAGAUGGACCCGAGGAGUUGUAUGAUUCGCCAGUGCCCGGGUCUCCGAGGGCGGUUCCCGCGCAAAGACCUUCACCCCUACACUUACAGGAAGACAUAGGGGUGGGGUCUCUAGUGGAGGUUGCUACAGACGUGGAUCAGCAGUAUUAUGGAGUAGUCAGGUGGAUUGGGAUUAUUGAUGACACAGCGACAGCGGGCGUGGAGUUGGAGCAAAGCGUGUGCGGGCUCGGCGACGGCACGCGCGGUUCAGCGCGGCUGUUCUCGUGCGCUCCAGGGCGAGCGCUGUUCGUGCCGCUGCCACUCUGUCGCCGCGAUGCGCGCUUCCGUGACACACCGCCACCUGACACGGCUCGCUCUGACCCGGAUCCGCAUCUCGACCAGCCGGAGUGCCCGCUGGUGACGGGCGUGGUGCCGCCGCUGAGCUCGCUGGGCGAGCUGGCGGGCAAGAACCGCGGCAUCCAGGGCCACCACAACUCGUGCUACUUGGACGCCACGCUCUUCGCCAUGUUCACGUUCACGAGUGUCUUCGACGCGCUGCUGUACCGCCCGCCGGAACCGGAGGACUCUCCACACUACCUGGAGGUUCAGCGUGUACUGCGCGAGGAAGUAGUGAACCCGCUGCGGCGGCACGGCUACGUGCGCGCCGACCGCGUCAUGCGCCUGCGCACGCUGCUCGAGCGCCUCUCCGACGUGCCCGGCCUCACCUCCGAGGAGAAGGACCCAGAAGAGUUCUUAAACGGCCUUGUCGCUCAGUUACUGAGAGCGGAACCAUUCCUAAAGCUAUCCUCAGGACAGGAAGCUUUUUGUUAUCAGCUGUUCGUAGAAAAGGACGAGCAGAUCACGUUGCCCACCGUUCAACAGUUGUUAGAGCAGUCGUUCGCUACCUCCGGUGUGAAGCUUAGUGAGGUACCAGCUGCGUUUAUAAUUCAAAUGCCACGCUUUGGCAAGCAAUACAAAUUGUACCAACGAGUGUUGCCUUCACCACUGCUUGAUGUAACGGAUCUCAUUGAAGGCUUGCCCCGGCAGUGCACGGUGUGCGGCGGGCUGGCGCGCUGGGAGUGCGCAGCGUGCGCGCGCGGCGGCUCGCUGGAGGCGGGCGCGCUGUGCGCCGCCUGUCUGCGCCUCGCGCACGCCUCGCGACCGCACCACAAGGCAACGCCUUUGCUGGUGCCAGAAGAGUGGGCGAGCGUGCUGGAGGGCGCACCAGCGCCGCGCGUCUACAUGGAGCUGUUCGCGGUGCUGUGCAUCGAGACCAGCCACUACGUGGCCUUCGUCAAGGCGGGGCAGGCGCUCGACGCGCCCUGGUGCUUCUUCGACUCCAUGGCCGACCGCAAGGGCGAGCGCAACGGCUACAACAUCCCCGAGUGCGUGUGCAUCCCGGAGCUGGCCGCGUGGCUGAGCGAGGACGGCGCCAGAGCCCUGCUGGCGUCGGCGCCGCGCGACCGCCAGCUGCCCGCGCCCGCCAAGCGCCUGCUCGCCGACGCCUACAUGUGCUUCUACCGCAGCCCCGACGUCGCCAUGUACCGGUAGAUAACUCUACCGAACUAUCUGUGCGUAUCGCUGCCACCUUUCCCACCUUUGCCUAGAGAGUCUACGAGAAUGCGUCAGGUGCGUCAUUAUAUAUAGGUAGGUCAGUAAUAAUGAGCGCGUGUGACGAAGGUAUGCUGUACUAAAUACCAGC
Messenger RNA from Cydia fagiglandana, 2220 nucleotides. It is a transcript of the gene CYLD, whose product is annotated as ubiquitin carboxyl-terminal hydrolase CYLD. The transcript has 12 exons. Bases 204 to 2069 code for a protein of 621 amino acids. The record is from RefSeq and is a predicted model, not a curated record. Gene Ontology annotation, cellular component: cytosol. NCBI's taxonomy places the organism in Eukaryota, Metazoa, Arthropoda, Insecta, Lepidoptera, Tortricidae. Gene Ontology annotation, molecular function: K63-linked deubiquitinase activity; cysteine-type deubiquitinase activity. Gene Ontology annotation, biological process: protein K63-linked deubiquitination.